GUCGCCCACGAAUCUCCAUCUCUGAUAACCAUCUCGCUGGUGAUCGAACAUUCUUUCAGAGCAUCUGCUUCCUUCGUUUUCUUUCCCCAAAUCUUGUACUCAUACAAGUAGCAGUAGUUAUGGCAAAUCGGACUGUAAUAGUAUGGAUAGUCGCGAUGGUAUGCUUCGUAGUGUUGAUGUUUGUUACUCCGGCAAUCCCUCAAGAUCAGGAGUAUCAUGAUUUCGCCGAUCAACGUGAAUUCUUGGGUAUACCCAAUGCUUUGAAUGUCAUUUCAAAUGUGCCAUUCUUCAUUAUUGGUGUCAUAGGGCUCAUACUUUGCUAUUAUAGGAACUUUUUUAAGUUGAGUCUGCAAGGUGAACUUUGUGGUUGGACAUUCUUUUACAUUGGUGUGGCUGCUGUUGGUUUUGGAUCCUCUUACUAUCAUCUCAAACCGAACGAUGCGACCCUUGUUUGGGAUCGUUUGCCUAUGACAAUUGCAUUCACUUCUAUUAUUGCAAUAUUUAUCAUUGAAAGAAUCGAUGAGCGGAAGGGAACAUUCUCCAUCAUUCCCCUGCUGUUGGUUGGUGUAGUAAGCAUUUUAUUUUGGAGGUAUUUUGAUGAUCUCCGACCAUAUGCCUUGGUUCAGUUCGUACCUUGCAUUGCAAUUCCAGUGAUGGCCAUCAUGCUGCCUCCAAUGUACACACACUCUUCAUAUUGGCUAUGGGCUGCAGGAUUUUAUCUCCUAGCUAAGGUUGAAGAAGCUGCAGAUGAUACAAUUUACAACUGGACUCAUCAUAUAGUUAGUGGACACACUCUCAAGCAUCUGUGUGCUGCAAUGGUUCCUGUAUUCUUGACACUAAUGCUUGCAAAGAGGGAUAUCAUAACCGAGAGGGUAAGCUUGCUGCAGAUAUGGAAAGUAUCAUGGAGCAAGCGAAAAGCAAAUGGUGUGGAGACUGAGAAUCAAAGUUUCAGCUACACUAGUGUUCCUGUUGUCGAGUCUCGUGAAUGAGUUACUAACUUCACCUGUACAUAUAAUAUUAGCUCGUUUAAACACUGAUCGUUACAUAAAAUGCUCAUAGAAGUUGGCCAUAGUUUGUACACGCAACAACAUCUAGCACGGUUUUACCCCAUACGACAAGAAACCCAUCUUUUGUAACAUGA
Molecule: messenger RNA, 1141 nt
Organism: Cynara cardunculus var. scolymus (artichoke)
Lineage: Eukaryota; Viridiplantae; Streptophyta; Magnoliopsida; Asterales; Asteraceae
Exons: 7
Coding region: 120-989 (289 amino acids)
Biological process (GO): ceramide metabolic process
Cellular component (GO): membrane
Molecular function (GO): hydrolase activity, acting on carbon-nitrogen (but not peptide) bonds, in linear amides
Source: RefSeq, a predicted model, not a curated record